Molecule: messenger RNA, 381 nt
Organism: Nannizzia gypsea CBS 118893
Lineage: Eukaryota; Fungi; Ascomycota; Eurotiomycetes; Onygenales; Arthrodermataceae
Exons: 2
Coding region: 1-381 (126 amino acids)
Molecular function (GO): protein binding
Source: RefSeq, a predicted model, not a curated record
AUGAGACGAUUCUUUCGCCACUCUGGAACUGCCAGCGCGGAUAUUAAUUUCGCCGGCACGAAUCUAAAAAGCCAGACGACACUGCAUAUUGCAGCGCAAUAUGGAAACAUAGAGGCUAUAUCUGAGCUCAUCGCAUCUAGCACCAACAUCUAUGCCCAGUUUCCAAAUGGCAAGCCGGCGCUAGAGGUGGCCGCGCAGCGUGUACAGAUCAAGGCAGCCUCAAUUCUAAUCGACCACGGCAUGGAUCCGCUACACAAGUUUGAUGGAAUGCUUAGUGCCGUGUACCUGUCAGCUGUACACGGCAAGACGGAGAUGCUUCAAUGGUUUCUGGACCGGUACAAGGAUCACAUGGGUCGCCCGCGUCAAAGAUUAGUAUGGUGA